GUGAUAUCCACUGUCCAAUGGGGAGGUCCGUUACAGGCGCAAUGCGGGUGUCUGGAUGUAAGGAGGAAUGGCGACGGUCGAGAGGGUUUAGGAGGCCAGAGUGAAACCGAAUUUGACCAAACAGAGGCGGAUUAGAGGCUUGACUCGUUUAAAUGUCCCGCAGAAGUUUUUGUUGCAAAACCCCAAAAUGGAGAGCGGAGUGACCGCGCCCUCCCCGUCAGGCGCCGUCUCAUCCGCCUCCCCUCAGGCUCCCACCGGCCGGUCCGGCUUUGCCGUAAAGCAGCGAGAAAGCAGAAAGCCCACAGCCGCGACUCCCGCCUUUCUCUCCAACCUGGGGAAGGCGACCCUGCGGGGCAUUCGCAAAUGCCCCCAGUGUGGCAUCUACAACGGGACCCGCGGGCUAAGCUGCAAGAACCUAGCCUGCGGCGUGACCCUCAGGGAUGCGUCGGCGCGCACCAAAAGCAGCAGGAAGGACGCGGUGGAGGUGGUCAGGGUGAUCACUGACAGCGAGGAGGAGAGCUGUGGGAAGGAGCAGGAAGCGGGAGAAGGCGUGCAGGUGUUCUCAGUGUGCCACCGAGGGAGAAGAGCCACACAGUGGGGCUUCGUGGAGCUGGUCCCCACGGACACGGCCAUAGCGACCGCAGACGGAGCCACCCUGCUCACCCGCAUCAACCUAGGCCGCUGCUUCCUGCCCUCCUGCAGGCAGGGCGAGAGGCCCAGCAAGCCCGAUCCAGCGUCCGCCGAGCCCAGCCUCUGCAUCCACAUCAAGCAGGCCAUCGACUGCCGGAGCCGCGCCACGCCGCUCACCUUCAAGAGCUCCGUCCUGGAGGCCUUGCAGGCUUCCCUCCAUGCCAGGGAGCAGCUGUGGAGGCUGGCCACAGAGUCCCCCGGGCCUCUGGUGCAGCGGGUUUCUAAAGACACCCUGGUGGUGAAGUGCCACACGGACUCGCAGCACCCACUGGGCCUGCUUCACCUGACCGUGGCUAAGGUGGACUCCCCAAAGAGCGACAGGAGCGCCGUCUUCCACUGUAGCUGCCAGGUCAGCGCGGGGAGAAUCAAACCUGCCGCAUCGGUGGGCUCGCUCCCACCUCCGAGCGCGGCAGCUUCCCAGCCCUGCCUGCACUUCUACGCCUGCGUGUGUGCCUUCUCGAGCAACGAAAAGCUGGCCGCAGAGUUUGCAGCUUUCAUCAGCCACACCUCAAGCGGCGUGCAGCAGAACGCUGCCAGUGGGAAACCUCUGCAGCAGACGGCCGAAGCCAACAACUCGCAGCAUAAAGUGAAGAAGCAGCGUUUGGAUGAAGCUGCCUCUGUGGCCCCUCCCUGUGCGGCGGCGGCGGCGGCGGGGAAAGAAGGAGUGCCGGCCUCUGGCCCGAGGAAAGCCGGUCAGAGGAAAGCGGCUGGUGCUGGUGGGCUGAAGGCUGCAGGCAGUGCUCAGGUUGUGGAUGAGCGCACUGUGACCAUGGGCUUCCAGGCGUGGCUAGCCAGCGUGACGGAGAGGAUCCAUCAGACAAUGCACUACCAGUUCGAUGGAAAACCCCAGCCGUUGGUCUACCACAUCCCCCAGGAGUUCUUCAACGUCCUGCAGCAGCGUCUGUCGCUGGGGUCGAAGAAGAGACGGCUGCCUAACCUCACAACAGCAUUUGUGAGGAACGAUGGACUUCCCCUGGGCUCGUUCUCCAAGUACACCUGGCACAUCACCAAUCUGCUGCACGUCAAACACAUUUUCGACACUACACAGCUGCCGUUGGAGGUCACUCAGAGUUUUGUGAAGAAUCUGGACGGCUCCUACUCCCGCUUUCACCCCCCCGAGCCGACAUCUGAUCCAGAAUCAUUAGCCGGAUACAGGAUGGACCGUCAACAGGCCAUACGACCGAUGGAGCACCGCACUUUCCUCAAAGUCGGACCAAGCUCUGGGGAUCAGAAGGAGUCCAGUCCCUUCGUGAUCGAGUGGAUUCCUGACGCCCUGCCCCGCUGCCAGAUGGGAGAGCUCAGGAUCAGCUUUGAGUUCGGCCACCAGCAGAGCGGCCAAUCAGAGAGCCAGGAGAGAGCGGGCGGGGCGGAGAAGAAAGGUCGCCGAAAGUCCGACUGUUCUCAGAGCAAAGUCUCAUAGGCUGCUGAGAUUCUUCUUGUGGUUGUUCCUGCCACUGAAACUGUAAUAGUCAUGUACUGAAAAAUGCAACAUGGGAGCUGCACACGAAUCCCUGUUUCUCUUUAAUUAUAUGCAAAGUGUGGAGAAUGAACUGCCAAGCAGUGGUUGAAGCUCUGUGUCCCAGGGCAGUAGUCCGGGGUUGAUAAGUACUUUUCUCACAAUUGCAGAAUGCCUUUCUAAGGGGAAAAAAAGGUACAAAAUCUAAAGUUUAUUUAUUUAUUUUUUUGCCUUAAAUGUCAAAACAUUCAAAUAUUUAGAUUUUAAAACUUUUUCCACUUGGUAAACUUGGCUCCUUCAGAUUUACGACCCACUCUUCCACCAGUGAUUUGAACUAUUUUAGUCAGUCCUGUCUGUUGUCACACGGAGAACGUAACCAGAACUUACCGGGAGUUCCAGCAGCUCCUCCAGGUCUGCUGUUGGGCUCAGGUGAGCCUGCCUGGCCAGGUUUCAUUUUGGAGACUCUUCCAGGUUUUGUAACGCAGACGCCGAGCCAUAAUGCUGUAGCGCUGUGGAUCUGUUUAUCCACGUGUGGGGAAAAAGAAUAAAUGUGCACACUAGCUCAAAAGCUGCAUUAAGGGAAGUAUUUAACUCAUGGGUGUGAAAACUGAGGAGACCAAGUUUUUUUUUUAUUCUACAGAUUUGUUUGUAUUUCAGUUUAAUAGUCAGAAUCUGUCAAAUCAUAGGUGGAAAAAGUUUUGAAAUGAUUUAACAUUGUCUCAUUUGGUACAUCAUGGUGACACAUUUGAGAUCUCUCUAUGUUAGCAGGUAAAACAAAAUAUUUAAUUUCACUGCUCUGGUUUAUACUCAGUUAAACUGAUUAAACUAAGCAAAGCAAUUUAAAAGGAUUAAUGUAUUUUUUUCUAGCAAAAUAAAUAAUUUAUUUCAAAA
Messenger RNA from Fundulus heteroclitus (mummichog), 3037 nucleotides. RefSeq lists its product as uncharacterized. The transcript is spliced from 9 exons. The record is from RefSeq and is a predicted model, not a curated record. Lineage: Eukaryota; Metazoa; Chordata; Actinopteri; Cyprinodontiformes; Fundulidae. Bases 188 to 2110 code for a protein of 640 amino acids. Gene Ontology annotation, cellular component: nucleus.